AUGGAAGAGGAAUUUCAAGAAUCCGAAAUCAUUUUUCAUGAAAAUAUUGAAAACGAAGAAAAUGAUCGAGAUUACUAUGAAUUUCAAAAUCGCGAUUUGAUCAGUUCAAACUCUAGGGAUUUGCAAAGUAGAAAGAGGUUGAAGCAAAUUUCCAAUUCUGUCCCUAUUAGUAUUCCCGAUAACUUAUCGAGGAAUAAUUUAUGGUUCAAGCACGUGAAAAAUAAUGAAUCGAAUUUUUUUGAAGACGAGGAAUAUGGUGAUGACGGAGAAAUGGUUCCGCCACACAUGAUCACUGACCGGAGAAUCGCCGGAAAAAUGAUGUCAUUUUCAAUUUGUAGUGGUUAUGGAAGGACACUUAAAGGAAGAGAUUUGAGACAAGUAAGGAAUUCGAUUCUUAGGAUGACUGGUUUUCUUGAAACUUAA
This is a messenger RNA of Solanum tuberosum (potato), 423 nucleotides long. RefSeq lists its product as uncharacterized. Bases 1 to 423 code for a protein of 140 amino acids. The record is from RefSeq and is a predicted model, not a curated record. The transcript has a single exon. NCBI's taxonomy places the organism in Eukaryota, Viridiplantae, Streptophyta, Magnoliopsida, Solanales, Solanaceae.